This is a messenger RNA of Ylistrum balloti, 1929 nucleotides long. Its product is annotated as prestalk protein-like. The record is from RefSeq and is a predicted model, not a curated record. The transcript has a single exon. Lineage: Eukaryota; Metazoa; Mollusca; Bivalvia; Pectinida; Pectinidae. Bases 1 to 1929 code for a protein of 642 amino acids.
AUGACAAAUCCAUUCAAUUACUGUACCUCUAUAUUUGUUAUAACUCAUAUUGGAGAUAAACAUUUUAAUCCUUUUGUACUUACACGAUGCUACACUCACACACCUAGUUCCGUACUAAGUCAAGGCUACACUCACACACCUAGUUCUGUACUUAGUCAAGGCUACACUCACACACCUAGUUCUGUACUUAGUCAAGGCUACACUCGCACACCUAGUUCUGUACUUAGUCAAGGCUACACUCACACACCUAGUUCUGUACUUAGUCAAGGCUACACUCACACACCUAGUUCUGUACUUAGUCAAGGCUACACUCGCACAUCUUGUUCCGUACUAAGUCAAGGCUACACUCACACAUCUAGUUCCGUAUUAAGUCAAGGCUACACUCACACAUCUAGUUUCGUACUAAGUCAAGGCUACACUCACACAUCUAGUUUCGUACUAAGUCAAGGCUACACUCACACAUCUUGUUCCGUACUAAGUCAAGGCUACACUCACACAUCUUGUUCCGUACUAAGUCAAGGCUACACGCACCCACCUAGUUCUGUACUUAGUCAAGGCUACACUCACACAUCUAGUUCCGUACUAAGUCAAGGCUACACUCACACACCUAGAUCCGUACGUAGUCAAGGCUACAAUCACACACCUAGUUCCGUACUUAGCCAAGACUACACUCGCACACCUAGUUCCGUACUUAGUCAAGGGUACACUCACACACCUAGUUUCGUACUAAGUCAAGGCUACACUCACACACCUAGUUCCGUACUUAGUCAAGGCUACACUCACACACCUAGUUCCGUACUUAGUCAAGGCUUCACUCAAACAACUAGUUCCGUACGUAGUCAAGGCUACACUCACACACCUAGUUCCGUACUUAGUCAAGGCUACACUCACACACCUAGUUCCGUACUUAGUCAAGGCUACAUUCACACUCCUAGUUCUGUACGUAGUCAAGGCUACACUCACACACCAAGUUUUGUACUUAGUCAGGGCUACACUCACACACCUAGUUUUGUACUUAGUCAGGGCUACAUUCACACACCUAGUUCCGUACUUAGUCAAGGGUACACUCACACACCUAGUUCCGUUCUUAGUCAAGGCUACACUCACACACCAAGUUCCGUACUUAGUCAAGGCUACAUUCACACUCUUAGUUCCGUACUUAGUCAAGGCUACACUCACACACCUAGUUCCGUAAUUAGUCAAGGCUACACUCACACACCUAGUUCCGUACUUAGUCAAGGUUACACUAACACACCUAGUUCCGUACUGAGUCAAGGCUUCACUCACACACCUAGUUCCGUACUAAGUCAAGGCUACACUCAAACACCUAGUUCCGUACUUAGUCAAGGCUACACUCACACACCUAGUUCCGUACUUAGUCAAGGGUACACUCACACACCAAGUUCCGUACUAAGUCAAGGCUACACUCACACACCUAGAUCCGUACGUAGUCAAGGCUACAAUCACACACCUACUUCCGUACUUAGCCAAGGCUACACUCACACACCUAGUUCCGUACUAAGUCAAGGCUACACUCACACACCAAGUUCCGUACUAAGUCAAGGCUACACUCACACACCUAGAUCCGUACGUAGUCAAGGCUACAAUCACACACCUACUUCCGUACUUAGCCAAGGGUACACUCACACACCUAGUUCCGUACUUAGCCAAGGCAAGACUCUAACACCUAGUUACGUACUUAUUGAAGGCUACACUCACACACAUAUAUCCGUACUUAGUCAAGGCUACAAUCAAACAACUAGUUCCGUACUUAGUCAAGGCUACAUUCGCACUCCUAGUUCCGUAAUUAGUCAAGGCUACACUAACACACCUAGUUCCGUACUUAGUCAAGGCUACAAUAACACACAUUGUUCCGUACUUAGUCAAGGCUACAAUAACACACCUAGAUCCAUGCUUUGUCAAGGCUAA